Raphanus sativus (radish) is the source of this 1839-nucleotide messenger RNA. RefSeq lists its product as uncharacterized. Gene Ontology annotation, biological process: telomere maintenance; DNA repair. Gene Ontology annotation, molecular function: DNA helicase activity. The transcript is spliced from 4 exons. NCBI's taxonomy places the organism in Eukaryota, Viridiplantae, Streptophyta, Magnoliopsida, Brassicales, Brassicaceae. Bases 1 to 1839 code for a protein of 612 amino acids. The record is from RefSeq and is a predicted model, not a curated record.
AUGCUAAAUUGGGUAAGAGGGCCGAAAUCGUACGAGGAUAUAAGAACAGUUGAUGGUGUUGUAUAUUCUACAUACGAAGAUGCUUGCUAUGCUUUGGGUUUGAUGGAUGAUGACAAGGAAUACAUAGAAGCUAUCAAAGAUUGUAGUGAUAAUAGUUCUGGCACGUAUGCGAGGAAGCUUUUUUCGAGAAUGUUGGUAUCCAUAACAUUAUCUCAGCCUCAUGUUGUGUGGGAAGCUACUUGGGAGUAUCUAACCGACGAUAUUCUCUACAAGAAACGACGACAAACUGGAAAUCCCGAGUUGAACUUGACCAUAGAUCAUAUCAAAAACAUUGCUCUAACCGAGAUUCAAAAUCAUUUGCUUAGCAAUGGUCGUAGCCUCCAGAAAUGGCCCCUAAUGCCAAAGCCAGAUGAUUUUGGUUGUUACAACGGCAAUCGCCUUAUAGAUGAUGAGCUUAAGUAUGUUGUGGAAGAUCAGCUAAAGGAAAAUGAAAGACUUAUGGCGAUGAUAACAGAUGAGCAAAGAGGGGUUUACAACGAGAUUUUGGAUGCAGUUUUAAAUGAUAGCGGUGGAGUGUUCUUUCUUUAUGGUUAUGGAGGCACAGGUAAAACCUUCGUAUAUAGAGCACUCUCAUCAGCAAUCCGAUCUAGACGUAUGAUUGUUCUAAAUACCGCAUCCAGUGGAAUUGCUGCAUUAUUGUUGGAAGGAGGUAGAACCGCACAUUCCAGGUUUGGUAUUCCGAUAGAUGCCGACGAGUUUACUACUUGCAAGAAAAUGGAGCCAGGAUCAGAUCGUGCAGAAUUAGUUAAAGCAGCAAAGCUCAUUGUAUGGGAUGAGGCGCCUAUGAUGAGCAGACACUGUUUCGAGACUUUGGAUCGUUAUAUGCGUGAUAUUAUAAGAUCUUCUGAAGACAAACCUUUUGGAGGUAAAGUAGUUGUUUUCGGUGGAGAUUUCAGACAGAUUUUACCGGUCAUACCUGGAGGUGGUAGAGCAGAGACUGUUUUGCAAGCUCUUAAUUCGUCAUAUCUUUGGGAGCACUGCAAAGUUCUGAAGCUAACAAAAAACAUGAGAUUGCUCGCUGGGCUUACUGAUGAUGCAGCAAAAGACCUUCAAUCCUUCUCAAAAUGGAUUUUGGAUGUUGGAGAUAGAAAAAUAAAUUUGCCAAACGACGGUCAGGUUGACAUUGACAUCCCUUCUGAUCUGUUGAUCAAAAAUAUUGGAGAAGAUCCGAUUCAAACUAUUGCAAAGGAGUUGCCAGGUGAAUACAAGGUUUACCUUAGCUCUGACAGUAUAAUCCCAUCCGAUGUUGAUGUAGAAGAAAAUGUUACCUAUCCAACAGAGUUUUUGAACAGUGUUAGAGUGACAGGAAUGCCUAGACAUAAUUUGAAUCUGAAGGUUGGUGCUCCUAUUAUGUGUCUCCGUAACUUGGAUUUGGUAGAUAGCUUAUGCAAUGGUACUAGGCUAAUUGUUACUCAGUUGCUCCCACAUGUUAUAGAAGGUAGAAUUAUAACUGGAAAUAGUACUGCUGGAGACAAAGUCUGGAUUCCUAGAAUGUAUGUCAGUCCACCUGACACAAAGUUUCCCUUCAGAAUGCGUCGAAGACAGUUUCCCGUUACACUGGCUUUCGCGAUGACCAUCAACAAAAGUCAAGGUCAAACACUAGAAAGUGUUGGUUUGUUUUUGCCUAGGCCAGUGUUCUCACAUGGUCAGCUCUACGUUGCACUUUCAAGAGUUAAGUCGAGAUCUGGAUUAAAAAUCCUAAUAACUGGUAAAGAAAGGAAGGCCGAGACAAAAACAUUGAAUGUUGUCUACAAACAAGUUUUUCAAAAUAUUCCGUAG